Messenger RNA from Ramularia collo-cygni, 978 nucleotides. RefSeq lists its product as uncharacterized. The transcript has a single exon. Bases 1 to 978 code for a protein of 325 amino acids. Lineage: Eukaryota; Fungi; Ascomycota; Dothideomycetes; Mycosphaerellales; Mycosphaerellaceae. The record is from RefSeq and is a predicted model, not a curated record.
AUGUCCCUGACGUUCGUGACCCCGGACUCACUAGGCCAAAUCCAGCCGCCCCAACUCGAACUUUCUCCAAACACCCAUUCCGUCUACUUCUCCUCCCAAACAUCAUCCCAACGAUCAAAAAUCGGCUCAAAACACAAGCUCCUCCCACUCCGCGAAGGUCACUCCUACUACAUCACCAUCGAAACCCUCGACUCCUCCUCCACCUCCUCUGACGGAGACGGAGACGAAAUGUUCCCCCCUCCCGUCACCAACGAACCAGAUGCCAGCGUCCUCUGCGCGCAAAUUCCCCUCCUCGCCCGCAUCAACGUCGCGCAAGCCUACAAGGAGAACCGCACCAUCGCUCCCGCCGCCGAGAUGACGCUUUCCGGUCUCCAAGAGUCUGAAAGCGAAGCUUACGCCGCUCUGCUCGACGUCUACGCCAUUCAAUACCAGCGCGUCGUUGACAACCUCGAGGAGUGGAUCGCGCAGAUUAGACGAAGAGCACCAGUCAAAUACGACAUUGAGAAUCUCGUGCAGCUUUGUGGGUUCUUGGGGGCGUAUCAGGCUAGUAGGGAUAGGAAGUCCGAGGUUGCGAUGGAGAAGGCGGAUCGAGUGGAGGAUGUUGGAGAUGGGGUGCUUGAGGCUGCGAUGGCGGUUGCGGAGAAGAAGGUCGAGGAGUACUAUGUUGUUUGUGCUUCGCAGAGGUUGUGGGAGAUUGAGAGCGCGGAUAGGGUGGUUUUUGGGGAGGAUAUUGUGCGGGUUGAGAAGGUGGAGGAGGGAGUUCGAUUGGUGAUGAAGGGUGGGGAGGAGUGUGUUGUUUGUGAGGGCGAGGUGGAUGCUGUUGAGUACGCGAGGUUGGUGGAUGCUGCGGAGAAGAUGGCGCUGAACAAGGAGGCUGUUAAUGACGGAUCGGAGCAGACCGAGGGCCAAGAUGAUGGAAGCGGAAGUGCGUAUCCCGUCGUCAAUCCAGCUACGGCGAGCGAGAGCAUGUUCGACUGA